UGCCUUCCUACUUCGGUGUACUCGUAUUUACCAACACUGUAGAGAGAGAAGUUGUGGUGUCUCUGAGGGCUGGACAGGGGUUGGUUCGAUGGUGCAUACUGCAGCAGACUGAUGGAAGCCUAGAUUUUGGUUACAUACCCAUCCUUUGGGCAAACGGUUUCGUGGAGGCUGUCUUGAGAACCAGCACUACCGAUCGUUUAGUUGGCACACAGGCUGCGCUUCCUCGUCACCUUCAUUGGUACAUUGAAAAAUCUUGGAAAAAGAUGCGUUGGGCAUAUAUUGAGCAACCACCAUUUAGUCUGUAGAUGAUCUUAUGUUGGCCAAGUCCUCGAGCGCUAAAGGCUCGGAGAAAUUCACGGUGUCUGGUUUCAUGAUGGGUGGGAACUUUGGGUACUUCCCCACCUCUCAGUAAAUCUCCUCUCCGACUGGAACCUAGCUUCCCAAGCUUAAGGAUCGAGGGUCGAGGAGGGUCAUGGGCAAGAGGCAGAAGAAGAAGCAGGCGCGAACCAGUAGGAAUAUCCAACAGGUGCAGCGAGCAAACGCAUCUAAGCAAGCUGCUGCGUCGAUCAUGUCGCCUGUGCCCUUGUCUUCGCAAGGGACAAGUGUUGACGAUUCCACUCUCGAAUAUCCUGCGCUAAACAUUGAAGGUUCAAGCUGCUGUCAACAUGUCGAGAGUAGCGUCAAUUUAGACCAGUUGCGCUCCCAGGUUGCCACAAAACCCUCGCCCCAGUGCCAUGAUAGUAUAUUGGAAAAAAAGGUCAAAGGAGCGAAACUACCAGCAGUGGACGAACCUCUGUGGACAUGUCUUGCUUCUGAUCAGACUAAAUGCGGUUCUCAAAUAGUUGAAGCGAAGGUUGAUGAACAGAACGAUGAUUGUUCCAGUGGUUUCCCGAUUGAUGUCUCUCAUUUAAAGACACAGAAAUCAGCAGCUGUAUUGCAGGACAGUAGAGCUCUUCAUUCGAGCACCUCGGAGAAGAAGGAUGCUGAGUCGGAACAAGACGAUCCCUCACCGUCCAAAAAUCCCACUAUGGAAGUGGAACCAGUCAGGUCGUUCAAAACCAGACGGGUGAUGAAGGGGUUGAUGAAUUUGGGCAACACUUGCUUCUUCAACUCAGUGAUGCAGAAUCUGGUUGGUGUGAGAAUGCUCCGAGAGCAUUUUAGUAAAGAAACAAUUGCGCAAGAAGGUGUGUUAAAGUUAUCUCUUAGGAAGUUCUUUAUGGAAAUGGAUCCCAACCCUAUUGAGAGAUCAGAUUUGGACAUUGGAGCCGAAAGAUCAACCAGGGCUCGCUCUUUUGGAAAUGGUAUCGUGGGCGGCGCUGUAAAUCCGAAAUUACUAUUUUCUGAGAUCUGUAAGAAAGCUCCAAGGUUUAGGGGUUUCCAGCAGCAGGACAGUCAUGAGCUUUUGCGGUGCUUACUGGAUGGAUUGCACAUGGAGGAAGAAAGCAUAAGGAAGGCCCGAACUGGUGCGGAUAAGGAGAUUGAGUCAGCUACUGAUUCUAAAGUCAAAGAGAACGGAAGCCUCGAUAAAGUCCCCAAAAGGUCCGAGACAUUGGUGGAGUAUAUGUUUGGUGGGCAGUUUUCAAGCACUGUGACUUGUUGUGAGUGUGGUCACUCGUCGGUUGUGUAUGAGCCCUUUUUAGACUUAUCUUUGCCAAUUCCGUCUAAACAAUCUCUUGGCAAGAUUUCGGAGCCUAUGGGCGUGCCCAUAUUGUUUGCACCGCAAAAUAAAAGAGAGAACUCUUAUGGCAAUGGAAUUUUAAGCUCCAAAGCUCCACAAAGUUCAACGUUAGUAUUGGGACCAGUAGAUGAUAUGGGUACUGUCAUCAAGGAUAAAAAGAGGUUGGAAAUACCUGCUUCUAUUGUUGGUUUUAAUUUAGAAUGUUGUGCUCGUGGUGGCGGCGGUGUAAGCUUUAACACCUCCGACAGGAAUGAUUUGAAAUCUGAGGAAUGCGAGAGAGAACCUACGACUGGUGAUAAGGAAUACGGUGCUAGAGGAGUUGGUCCACCUGCUACCCCUAUUUCCUGUGAGAUUGUAGCGGAUGGUGUUGCGUGUUCUAGCACAGGAAACUAUACCGAUCCAUGGUUUGAAAACGCGGGGGAGCAUGUCAAGGAGAUUGGCAAAGAGGGUGUUGGUACUGCGAUACUGGACGAUCAACGGGUUGGUUCCGCUACUUCGGCAACUGUUAGCGAAUCACCAGAUGUCAUAGCUGAUCUAUCUAGAGAUGUCGAAGCUAAUUCUCAAGGAGUCCCUUCAACCGAGCAUGGAGGGGGAGUUCUUGAGAACUCAUCUAGGAAGAUUUUUUCUGCGCAAGAGCUAAUAGUUUCCCAAGCUGUUGAGCCAGUUGAUGUUAAAUACCAGAUGGAAGAAGUAACCGUCCCGUAUGGUCCCCAUCUUCCAUCUGAAGGCGAUGGCUGGACGGAGAACAAGUGUAUGGCCCUGGUUCUGCUUCCACCUAGUAAUCCGUUGUCAGAGGUGGAGAUGCACACUCUUGUAGGCUGCUCUGAGAAACCAUCGGCUGGAAAUCAAUCCAGCAUGAACCAAGAAGCCACAUCGACAAGCGAUAGCAAGUUGGGGUCUAUCAUUCCUGCUGAAGAAGAAGGUGAAAUUGAUGUUGGUAUAGGAGGUCUCUUUGAUGAUACGGACUACUGUUUGCCUUCGAGGAAUGACACAGCGUCUGUGUCUCAAGGUUGGAAAUCCGAUGAUUUUGCCUGCUCCAAUAGUAUGGACGCUCUUGUUGUUUCUGAUGGUAGAUCUGGAUCCGCUAGGGUUCUUCGCGAAGAAGAUUCGUAUCCCACUAUGUCACUUGAAGGCUGUUUGCAGGCUUUCACUAAGGCUGAAGUUCUGUCAGGAGAGAAUGCCUGGGCUUGUGAAAAUUGCACUCGGAUUGCGCAUAGCCAGCUAGAACUCGAUAAACCUAUUUUGGACAAAGGAGGACAAGCACCACAUUGCUUAAAUCAAUCUUUUAAACCUGAAGACCACAGUAAUGAGAUUGGACCUUCUUCAGACAGUAACAGCUCUGUUGAAAGAGCGAGGAAGUUGGUAACUUUCAAAUAUCCUGAACGUUGUACUGAGAAUUUGAGUAGUUCCAUGAGCAUGAUGUUAGAUAUAUCACAAGGAACAGAUGAGUCUGGAGAAAAUUCAGAUAAACGAGAAAACGGGGGCAUGAGUAAAUAUUUUCCAAUGGAGAUGUUUAAUGGAUUGGUUGAAAAGCAAAAUGACGUGGAAACGGUAGAUGGCAGAGCUGGGGCAGAUUUAGACGUCAAAGAAGAAUAUCAACCUUUAAGUUCCUCCAAAGAUGAUACAGGUGAGCCAUAUGUUAUGGUGGAUGGUCCAACAGCAAAUGCUGAUGAAACUGAGAAGAGUACGGCAUCAAGUUGUGGUAGAAGUGAUGUCAGUUCCGCCGAAAGGGCUCAUAGCCCAGAUAGGAAUGGGACGGCUUCUGUAAGAGCUGGUCUUGAAGCAGUUCCUUCUAGGCCGAAGGAGGAAAUUUGUGCGAAGAAACUGGAAACGGAUGCUCCUAAGUUGGUCAGCGUGAAAAGGGAUGCAACGAAAAGGUUCCUCAUUAGUAAAGCGCCACUCGUCCUUACUGUGCACUUAAAAAGGUUUGCCCAAGACUCUUAUGGGCGAUUGAGCAAGCUGGGCGGCCACAUCACCUUUCAUGAGCAGCUUGAUCUGGGUCCGUUUGUGGACCAAAGGGAUGGGGUUAAGCAAGAUGGUGUCUACCAACUAAUUGGUACUGUGGAGCACUCUGGGACAAUGCGAGGCGGUCACUAUGUUGGGUAUGUCAAAGGAGAAUCAGAUGAAUCCAUAGAAGGCACAUCUACAUGGUAUUAUAUCAGUGAUUCACAUGUUCGUAAGACAAGUCUAGAAGAUGUAUUGCAGAGUGAAGCCUAUCUACUCUUUUAUGAAAGGCUAUCUUUUGAUUAGGGAGCAUUUAAGGUUGAUUACAAGUGCUUAGAACAAUCUUUCUGAGAAAAUUUUAACGUUCACGUCUUCAAAUUAGUGCGGAGUCUAAAUACUUAGGUCUUCUUCUAGUUCCGGCGGAAAGAAGUCAUGUUUUUUUUAAUUCAGCAUGUUUGAUACUACGGGGUUUUUAUUGCUCCGUCAUUUUUACUCAAAUGUCUUUUGUAAGCCCUGUCAAAGUAGGAAGUUCAAGGGUGUGUACAAUAUCCUUGAGCCAGAGGUCUGAACGUGUUCUGCAGGUAUCAGUGAGUAGUAAGUAGCGCUCCAAGUAGAACAUGACGGGUUUCUACGUGUUAGAGAAUUUUACGAGGCAGUUCAUAGGUCAAGAUAGAAAACGGAACUGACUUGGUUCCAAUUGCUGCACAGCACGCCUUCUUGGGCUAGUGUUUAUCUUGUAGGAUUUUGUGUCCCUGGAAAUAUUAGAGGCUUAGAGCCGUUGGUGUUCUUGCAUCAAAUUUGUUAUGUUAUUUAUCAGUCCUGAAUUGGCCUUUUAUCGAAUCUACAAAGUUAAUCUUGA
This is a messenger RNA of Physcomitrium patens, 4481 nucleotides long. RefSeq names its product ubiquitin carboxyl-terminal hydrolase 2. The record is from RefSeq and is a predicted model, not a curated record. NCBI's taxonomy places the organism in Eukaryota, Viridiplantae, Streptophyta, Bryopsida, Funariales, Funariaceae. Gene Ontology annotation, biological process: protein deubiquitination. Gene Ontology annotation, molecular function: cysteine-type deubiquitinase activity.